CCGCCGUUUGAACGGGGCCAUGGAGGGGCUGGCGGCGCUGCCCGAGGUGUGGCGGCUCUACUUCGCCUCCGUCCGCGCUGCCACCUUCCGCAACUGGCCCUUCACCGAGGGCUGCGCCUGCACGCCCGAACGGAUGGCGGCGGCGGGCUUCGUGCAUUGCCCCAGCGAGAACAGCCCCGACGUGGCGCAGUGCUUCUUCUGCCUCAAGGAGCUGGAGGGCUGGGAGCCCGACGACGACCCCCUGGAGGAACACAAAAAGCACUCCGCGGACUGUGGUUUUCUUUCUCUUCAGAAAGAACCUGCUAACCUGACGGUGCAGGAGUUCCUGAAGCUGGACAAAAUGCGAAUGAGAAAGGCACUUAAAAAAGAGGUAUCUCAGAAGAUGACCAAGGUUGAAGAUAAAGCCAAGAUCCAGCGCUGUAGUAUAAAGAAUCUGGCCUAGACUGCUGCAGCUUCAUAGUUGCCAGUGAUGUCUGUCUUGUCCGCAUGUUGUGGCACUGCCCCUGUGACUGAAUGGCUGUGUUUCCCGAGGCUGCUUCCAGACUGGCUGUCCCUGAGAAGCAGAGGGAAUUCUGCUUCACUCCUCCGAGUCUGUCUGGGAGGUACCUGGGGUUUGAUGCAUUGCAUACAUAAUAUUUUUCUGCAUGGAUUCUCCUAAUUUUCCUGCUGCUUUUUAAGGAUUAUUACUUGUGGGUUUACUUUUUUUCUUUU
Sturnus vulgaris (Common starling) is the source of this 711-nucleotide messenger RNA. The record is from RefSeq and is a predicted model, not a curated record. NCBI's taxonomy places the organism in Eukaryota, Metazoa, Chordata, Aves, Passeriformes, Sturnidae.